Stegastes partitus (bicolor damselfish) is the source of this 989-nucleotide messenger RNA. RefSeq names its product slit homolog 3 protein-like. The record is from RefSeq and is a predicted model, not a curated record. Gene Ontology annotation, cellular component: plasma membrane. Gene Ontology annotation, molecular function: protein binding. Lineage: Eukaryota; Metazoa; Chordata; Actinopteri; Pomacentridae. The annotation marks the transcript as partial. The transcript is spliced from 4 exons.
CUCUCACAACCUCCAGGCGUGCCAGUCUGAGUUGCGCCUCUGCUCUCUCUCAACUUUUUUUUUUCUGAUUACAACUCCUCUGUAACUCUCACUUCUUUUUUUUUUUUUUAUAAUUCCCUGGCAGCGGAGGGAUGUUCCCUGGAAGGAGGUUACACCCCAGCUGAACAUUCUCACCUUGGAAAGUUUAGGAGUCAGGCUGAUAACUUCUCGGAGAGUUUGUGAAUGGGGAGCGUUUGGGGAGACUUUUACGCAUCGAGCUGAGUGACGCACGGUUCGGUGUUUCAAAAGUUUUUUUGUUUUUUUUUGUCUGUUGUGUCACAUCUACAUCCUCACUUUCUUCUUUUUCUUCAAUGGCAAGGGAGUGUUUUAAGGAGACUCUUACAGAUCGGGUCUCUGGAGAGAAAGUUUGGUGAACUUGUGCAACAGCGAACCUAGUUUUAUUUAUUUUAUUUUUUAAUUCCUCCGCACAGUCGAACUGCCCGUCUUGACGUUUUGCAGGAUCCUCACUUCCACAGCGUCGACUUUCCCCCCACCCCGCGGAUUUUCAAUUAACUUCGGUUGGAAGUAAUUUCAGUGGAUAUCAUGCCUCCGACAGGGCCGGAGAAGCGCGCCGCGCUCUGCCGGGUUUGGGUUCUGGUUUUAGCUUCGCUGGUGUGCGCUGCGUCGGUGGAUGGAUGCCCACACAAGUGUAGCUGCUCCGGGUCGCAUGUGGACUGCCAGGGUUUGGGUUUGAAGACUGUGCCCAAAGGAAUACCGAGGAAUGCCGAGCGCUUGGAUUUGAACAGAAACAACAUCACCAGAAUCACUAAAGUGGACUUCUCUGGCAUCAAGAACCUCAGGAUUCUUCAUCUGGAGGACAACCAAAUCAGUGUUAUCGAGAGAGGAGCCUUCCAAGACCUCAGGCUGCUGGAGAGACUUCGCCUGAACAGAAACAAACUCCAGUUUCUCCCAGAGCUUCUCUUCCAGUCCAACCCCAAACUAGGACGACU